Messenger RNA from Stylonychia lemnae, 21255 nucleotides. The record is from the annotation of a GenBank genome assembly. Lineage: Eukaryota; Ciliophora; Spirotrichea; Sporadotrichida; Oxytrichidae.
AUGGACAACUUAAGUGAAUCUGACAAUGAAAUUAAAUCAAGUAUUAGGACAGAAACACAAGCUAGCUAUCCUAAGAUUGAAAGAAUAAGAGGAUAAUUUACUCUCAAGAGAUACUAAGAAAAGAGAAUAAAGGUCAAAAGAUACAAAAUUAGGAACGACUGCAUAGGGAUUUUACACUGCAAGAGCCGGACUCUAGAGUUCAUAGUCAUCGGCUAUGCUUCCCUCACUGAACUUCAAUGUAAAUCUAAAGAUUAUUUCUAUAACAUCUUUUAGAGAGAUUCAAUUUUGAGUCCUAGCCGAGGCGGACUAGAUAGUAUGCUAACUUCAAGAGCAGAGAAAAAUGCAGAUAUGAUGAGAACUCUUAGAAAUUUGAAGUAGACUCAAUCUUAAGGAGGCUUUGGCUUUUUAGGACAAGAUUAACAUUUUUAACAUACUUACAGGGCGCCUUCCUAGAAGAAAGAUUUCGAAGCUAAGCUUCAGCAUAAUAUUUAAAAUCUCAAUCAAAAGUAAGAAAAUCUGGUCAAAAAGCUAAAGACCACAGCCUUUGAUUAAUUAUGUGAGAAGACCAAAAAGAAAUUUGAAAGAUAGCAAUUAGCAACAUAGAGUAUUCCUAAACUCAUAAAAUGUGCAGACAGAGUGCUAAACAAAAGAUUUGUAAAAGAAGAAAAAGAUAGCACUGUUUAAAGGUUAAUUAAUGAUGAGUUGGCGUAAGAUGCUGGCUAGGAAGAAAUAGUAGCUAGCAAAAAUGAUUUAAUCGAAUAAUAGUAAGAGAGGGCAAGUAAAAUUCUAGAGAAAAAUAAACAAGAAGAAGAGCUAAUGAAAUACACAUUCACAAAUUUUGGAUAUACUUUUAAGAAACGUUAGAAGAAAGAGGAGACAGAGCAAGAUUUAGAGAAAAUUGGUGAGGAGUCAGCAAAGAGAAAAGAUAUAAACACUCAAGUCUUUUAAUAUACUGAAGUUGAAACGAAAUUGAAAACCAAAAGCCCAUCAAAGAAUGAAUUAAUAGAAGUUGAAUCGAGAGGUUCUGACAUCACUAAAACAUCCCAAAGGUAGAAAUAAGAACUUAACAUAGAUUUGAGAGAUAUUGUAGAAGAUAAAGGAAAAUACUUUGCUAUCAAGAACAAGUCACCAAUAAAGGAAGAUUAGCUACAAAAGAACAUUCAAAUCGAACGAAUAGACCAAAUUUCAAAUCCUUAAGUCAAAAAGAUAAGGAAUAAUGAGAAGAAUUCAAUUAAAUAAGUAAAGUUCUACCGUUAAAAUGCUAAGAAUUACUUCUUCCCACUUGAGAUUUUCGAUGAUGAAGCAAGAGAUGAUCCCGACCCAGAGAUUAUGAUCUUAAAUUCAAAUUAAAUCCAUGGGUUUUCUAGAUUUACAACAGAUGAGAUUGAUUCAGAUGUUUAAUAUCUGCCUUUUGGACCAAAUCAAGCCAAAGUUAAAUGGGAAAGGUGUCGCAUCAUAGGCUAUGAUCCCACUUCUAAGUUAUUUGAAAUCAAGUUUGUGAACCAUCCUUAAAGCAAAGUAAAAUAGGUUAAAAGACUAAACUUGGCAUACGAAUAUGAAGACUUAUAAAAGCAUGAAAAAAGAAUAUAAAUAGCUCGGGAAAAGCAGAAGGUUCAUGAAUGUCUAGUAAGAUAUACUGGAAAUUUAAUGAAGAAAAAUAAUGAAAUUUCUCAGUCCAAAGAGGCCUUGAUUCUUAUUAGGCCUUAGAUUAUUGAGAAUAUAAUCAUUCUUACAAAUGAAGGAUACCUAAAUAAGAUAAAGAAUGAUGUAGAUGAGAAAAGUGCUCAUAACAUCAACCAUCUCAAAAAUCUGAGAAAGCUUACAAGAGAUUUCCUUAAAUUCUACAGGUUUACGGUGGUUAAAGAUGCAUUUGAUUAAGAGAACAUGAAUAAAAAGCCUGAAGAUUACUUCCUUGCAAUGCAAGAGAAGGAAUUUUGGUCUAAGAUGCGAUUUAUUAGAAGCAUUAUUUACGGAUCAAGAAGAACACAUCAAGUAAAACCCAAAUCAAAAUUAAAUCAUCUAGAAUUGAAGGAAGAUCUUAAAAGAGCUACUCUUCAAGCUACAAAGAAAAGAAUCACUGAUAACUUAUUUGAUUUGAUGAGCUACACAAAACACACUCGAAAAAAGAUGAUGUAGAAUGAUGGAUAAAACAUAUCAAUAGUUGAAGAAGAUGUCUAGAACGAAAUAAUCUCCUAUUCUGAUUCUAGUAUAAUAGACGGUGGGAAGCUGACUAGAUAGAGAUCAGAGGAGAUACUUACUGUUUAAAAGGCUGGGAAAUCUGAUGAUGAGAGUUCAGAAUACGAUAUUGAUUAAUCUGAGAAAGAUGAAUUCCAGGAGGAGGAUGAAGAUAUAGACUAGUCAAAUGGUACUAUGUACAAGAUUCCUGAUUUUGAGGAGAAUGAGGACGAAAAGGAAUUCAAGGAAAAGAUUGCUUUGAUAUGCAUUGAUAUCGACAGAAAUAGAUAGAUGAAUAAAUUUGAGAAGUAAAGCCAGUUGAUGAAAUAAAUAAUUGCAAUAUUCAAAGAUAAGAGGAGAGCUAAUUGCAAAAAUCUUGAAAAACUUAGACCUAAAAAUCUUGCAUUGGUCCAUGUGAUAUUCCCUAAGAUAAUCAGGUACAUCAAGUCAAUAUCUGAAAUAUCAUUCUUUAAGGGUUUGCAGAUCAUUCAUGACAAAAGACAACCAUUAUCUUUAAAGAAAUUCGAAGAUGCAAUGCUAUCAAAGCAGUAAAACUAAAUUAGCAAAGUCGAAAAUAUUUGCAAGACUGCUGAAAACACUCUGAAUAACAUGAUUUAUGACCUCGUCAACUAGUGCCACGGGGAUAUGAACAAAAGAAAUGAUCUAUUCUAAAGAUUUAAUAGACUCACCAGAAUUAGUAAUAUUUUCCUUGAGAGUACGCUUAAAGUAUCUAUUGCCAAAUCUUUCGAGGAGGGUUAUCAAUUUAUGAGGAGAUACUAUGCAGUACUACCUCUAUCAGGUAUCUAUAACAAUAGAAUUCUCCAAUUGUGUGAGGACUAUAUUAUCAUCUAAUUAAAUGAGUAGCGCAAAGCUCUAGAAAUGUCAGCUAUUCCUGAACUUGGUGAUAGACUCAAGGAAAUUUCUCAGAGAGAAGAAAUGACAAUCGCUCAAAUCUAAAAGCAUAUUGAGAGGAAAAGAACAAUUAGUAUAUAACAAUUUAGAAAGUAGUAAUCUAUGCUAUCUAACCAAACUGUUGGCUCAAAAUCUCUCCAUGAAGAACUGUAUCAGCAAAGUUCCUUGUUAAAAAAGGUUUCCAGUAUGGAUGAAAGAGAAGAAAUUAUAGAUAGCGAGAAUCUUGUUAAAGAAUCUAUCGUUUUUAUCAAUAAGUAGUACCAACAGUCAAGUACUAACACAUUUUAGUUGGUCUUUACCCCUGAUAGAAAUCCAUUAGUUGAUGAAACUACUAAAUUCCUUAACAUAAUGUACAAAUGGCAUCUACCUUAUCAAUCAAUGAAAAUAGCACCACUAAUUAGGAUUGAGAUAAUUUCGAGAAGGAGAUUUACAAUCUUAAAAAGAACACUUCUAACUCCCAAAUUAUUAAGACCAGGAACUAUUGUUGAUAAGAAAAAGAUUCAGUAAGAUGAUGACGAGGAUGAAGAUGAAAGGAAAGCCAGAAAAGAGGAAGAAAAACUCAAGAAGAAAAACGAUAUAAUUUCUAAUUCUCUGUUUGGGAAAAAAUUGAAAGAGAGUAGAAACAAAAAGACUUUUAAGAUUCCACAUCUCAAGGGACCAUUUACUAUAUCUAUUGGGGAUUUUAAAAAUAUGGAUUAAGAUAGAUAAGCAUCGGCUCCUGAUAUUGAGCCUAAAAAUUAAGAAGAAUAUUAAUCUUAAGAUGACAGCAGUAGCGAUUAAAGUUUUAAUGAUCUCAAAAUUCAUAGUAUUAAUGAAGUUCAACCACUACCAAAAUUGAAAAUUAUGGAGGAUGAUAAUAUCUUUUUAGUGUAGAAGGUAAAAAAGAUUACAGUUACUGAUAUAUUUGGAUUAAUAUCUAAAGAAAAAGUUGUAGAAAGUCCAGAUCUAUUAUUUAGUAGGACAGUAUCUAAUGCAUCUUAGACAAUCAAUGAAAGUAUGAUGUCAAUUGAUCCUGACUAGAGAAAUUAAGAUAUAAAAGAAGGUUAGUAAGAUAUUAUUUAGGAAUAGCCUUAAGACAUAAUUAGCAGAUACUUCCCGUGGUAUGAUGAGGAUAACUUUCAAGAUCAGGCUAUUUUCUUUAAGCCUACCUUCAAAACUAUGGAGUUAAAGCUAAAAUAACUUUUGAUAGAUCCAAUUUAAAAGCUUCAAAUGAUUUCUAAUAUCAGAGCACCCGAGAUAAUUGAAUAACCAUUCAAGAAGAAUGAUGAUGAUUUAAUGGCAAAUUAAGUUCAAGAUCUUGAAAAACUCUAACGAGAAUUAGAAACUGUGAUAUGCUAUUCAAUUGUUGGCCCAUUGUCUAUAUUAGGCAUGCUAAGGCAAUAUGAUUAUCUUGUAUUAUAUCAAGAGUUAGAUUACCUUCAGACUAUACAGACACUAGCAGAUGAUGACGAAAUAGAGAUUCUUUAUAAUGAAUUCAAGCUUUUGAAAUAGGAUGAAUAUGAAAUUGAUAUGAGAUUUCCAAAUGAACUUAGUUUUGGCUGUCUAGUGGUUGACAUAAUACAUCUUAAAAGAGAGCUCAUAAACAGUGCUAAUCACCUAGCCACAAGUAUUUCACAUUAGAUUAAGAGGAAAUUCUUGAAUAUUUAAGAGGUAGCUUGGAAAAAAUUUGAAGAAAUAAGAAAGAGGCUAAUGCAAUCAAUAGAUACCAAAGAAAUAUUUAUUGAUAUCAAGAAGUAUAUCAAUAACUCUAAUCUUGAAAAUGACAUUGAAGUAUUGAAGAAUCAUCUCAAGAAAUGCAAAAAACUUGAAUCUCUAUUUUAAAAGUUUUACACAUAUAUUGAUCCGAUUGAUUACGAGAAAUAUUGGCUAAGUUAUCAAUGGGAAUGGAGAGUCAAGUCUUUUAAAGAAGAGACUAUUUUUAGAAUGAAUAGAUGCAUUGAAAGAUUUAAGCAGGAGGUAAUACAAGAAGCUGAUAUGGUAAAAAAUCAGAUAGGAUAAAUGGGAAGAAUUAUAAACUCUAGGUUCAAGUUUCAUCAAGAUAUGGAAAAUGCCGAAUCAUAUGCUUAAGGUAUUUCAGACAUUGUCGAGAAACUCAAAGCUUAUAAGGAAAAAGCUAUAAAGCUGAAUGAAUAAGAAGUUAUCUUGGGUCUGCCACCUACAGAUUAUAGUGAAAUAGCAGAUUAUCUAAAUGUAGGUGAACCACUUAAAACUCUAUGGAUAAUGGUUAAGAACUGGCAUAUUGAGAAUGAUAAAUACAUGAAUCUAUACUUUAGUGAUCUUAAUAAAGAUGAGAUUGAAUAGAUGGUUCGCAAGACAUAUGAAACUAUAGAUGAAUUAGAUGAGAAGUUAAAUUUUGAAGAAACUAAUAAUCCGAAAACAGUUCUUGAAAGAAUUUUAAAAGAAUUAGAUGACUUUUGCGAAAAUUGUAUGCCAGUUAUUAUAGGAUUAAUCUCAGAAAAAAUAAGAUAAAGGCAUUGGAAUGAGCUGAGAGAUCAUCUUUAUGCAAAUUAAAUUAACAAUAAUUUGAAUACAGGACUAGACGGAGAUCUGAAUGCAGUACCUUAGUUAAAAGCUAAUGAGAUAACUUUAAAAUACCUAAUUGAGGAAAACAUUAUUACUUUGAUUCCAAUCAUUUAACAAAUAAGAGAGAAAGCAGAAAAAGAAUAUGAAAAUGAGAUCUACAUUGAAAAUCUAACUCAAGAAAUUAAGAAUUACUAGGUGGAAUUUAUAACGACUAAAGAUGGUAAUAUACUAAUUAAGAAUGCCAGAGAACAUACAAAUACACUUCAAGAUUACAAUUUCAAUUCGAAAAUAAAGCUGAAGAAUGACAUAUAUAUUUUACCUUUUGAAGAACAUCUCAAGGAAUUGUAAUUCAAAUUGAAGACUAUGAAACACUAUAUGGAGUAGGUUGAUAGACUCUAAAAGAACUAUAUAAUACUAAGUGAUGCAUUCAGACUAAGAGAAAUAUAACUGACACUUGCCAAUGAAUGGAAGGAUUUUGAAGAAAUUGAUAAGGAAUUUUAUGAAAGACUAAAACAAAAUACAAAGAUGCCAAACUUUCUUCAGAAUGUUACUGAGGAAGACUACUUAAGACUCAGACUCUUCAAUGAAAAACUUAGAAACAUUAGAAUCAAUUUCAAAAAAUUCUUCUCUGAGAAAAGAGAAAAAUUCCCAAGAUUCUUUUUCCUUUCGGAUUAGCAAAUUAUGAAUCUAACUUGUUCAUAAAAUAAUCCAAAAUAUAUGAACACAUAUCUCAGGUACUGUUUCAGAGGAGUAAAAGAAUUGAUGCUUGAUGAAAAUUAAGAAAAUAUAAUAGGGUGUUUAGGUGUGAAAAAUGAGAAUGUGCUGUUUUAAGAUGUAGUGCCAAUUAAGGGAAUUAGAGAAAUUAUUCCAACUAAUACUGAUGUUGAUGAAAAUGACUCAAAGUCUGAUAUUCCACAGCAUAGAGAUGAAGAGAAAGAAAUUAAAUACAAUAUUGAUAUCUGCAUAUGGAUGUAGGAGUUGGAAAAUUAACUUAGGUGGACAAUGAAAAAUGUAAUUAGAAGAUGUAUAAUUGAAAGAGAUGAUUCUCAUAUUGAGGAAUGGUUAUAUAAUCAGUCCUUUAAUGAGCAGACUUAUUUAGUAGUGGAAGCUAUAAAGUUCAACUACGAUGUUGUAUCAAUAUUCAACUAAGAUGGAAUUCAAGGACUUUAGAAGUAUGCCUAGAGGCUUAGAAGAUAUGCAAAGACAAUAGUUAAUUUCAUUCAUUUUGAUGAACUCUGGGCUCAAAAAUUAGAAAUAUAUGAAGAGUCUCAAGCUCCUUCGCCAGACCCAAAAGCAAAAUUAAGAAAAGGUGUUCAUCAAUCUAAAGGCAGUUUACAUGACAUCUCAUCAAUGAAUGGAAAUUUAACUGCAGAUAAAUCUAAACCUUUGAGAUAAAAAACUAUGAAAGCAGCCAAAAUAGAAUAACAUCUAGACUAAAAUAUGGGAAUCGAAUUAUAAAAAUCUGAAGAUAAGAAAGAUACUCAACCAUAGCCAACAAAGUUAGAUGAAGAAAAAGAUAAACUCAUUAGAUCAAUUAACAAGCAAAAAGAUGAGUUUAGAUCUUCAAGAAGGAUUGUUUUUGAGAGCCUGUAUUUGUAAAAACUUAACCAAAUUGAAAUUUUGGAAGUGCUUAUAUCAAAUUAGGUUCAAGAUCUUACUUGCUUUGAAUGGCUAUCAUAGCUGAAAUUUGCUCUGGAAAUAGAAGCACAUCGUAUAGAUGAAAAGUAGCAAUAACUUGAAAAUCAUUUGCAGUCCUUGAAAAAAUAAUUCAGUAUUUUGGAAUAGCUAACAAUUAAAGAUGCUAGAGAAUAAAGGUUCAUUGAAGCAGCUAAUUAACAGAAGAAAAUAUCUUAAAUGGAAUUAGAUAGGAAAACUGAUAAUUUGACUAAUGUAAUACAUGUCGAGGAAGAAGAGAAAAACCAAAUAAGUUUAGGAGUAGCAAUGAGGAAAAGAAUAAGAAUGGAAGUAGAAGCAUAAGCGUUAAGAGCUGAGAAAGAAAAACUUAGCGUUGAAAAGAUUCUGAAACUCUCUAAGCUAUAUCAGAGUGUCUUAGAUGUAAAUGAAGAUAAGGUGAAGGAUGUUUAUUUUGAGUACUCAGCUGAUUAUUCAUCACUUAAAAGAGAAAAGAAAGACUACAGUAUAGUAGCAUAUAUGCUUUGCCAUUAUCAAUAAUACGGUUUUGAAUUUAAUCCUACUGAAGGAUCUGUUUUAGUUUAUACUCCAUAAACUUAGAAAUGCCUUUACAACUUAUUUUAAAGUGUAUCUCUGCAAGUAGGAGGAUUGAUCUACGGCAGCUAAGGAGUUGGAAAAACAGAGACUAUUAAAUCUUUUGCUAGAAGUCUUGCUAAACCAUUCAUCAUGUGGUCAUGUCGAGGAGGUUGCUCUUAUAAUGGCUUGAGUAGGAUAUUUGCUGGAAUGGCUAUUGGUGGUUGGUGGCUUUGUCUUGAUGAGAUCAACUAACUUGAGAUUUAAAUUUUGUCUACACUCAUUCAGCAAAUCUUGAAUAUCAAGCAUGCAGUAAUGAUGCACAAAAAUAAGAUAGAAGUAAAUUUAAGUGGUGGAAGCACAGAAGUUCCAUUUAAUAGAGAGUUUGGAGUGUUUGCAACAUACACUCAUUAAGAUUAAGUUCCUUAGAACAAAAUACUAUUCAGGGAAUCAAAGAGACUUUUUGGAGUGACAUUGAAUAACUUCCCUCAUAUUUUGUUUGAGAACUUCAGGACUAUUCAUAUGUUCAAUCCAGAUACAAGAGUUCUUUUAACUGCUUAAUUAUCAAUGCUUGGAUUCAAUAACCCGCUAGGACUCAGCGGAAAGAUAUAUACUUGCCUUCAAUUACUAAGUGAAAACAUGACUCCCUAUCAUUCAAAGAGUAAAGAAUCCUUCAAACUCUUAGUAAAAUACCCAUUAAAUCUCAGAACUAUUGAGAUAAUUGUUUAGAAACUAAAAUUCAUACUUCGAACUUUUGUCUUCAAACAAGAUACUACAGAAGAUUACAUAGUUGCUAAUUCAUUACGAGGCACUUUCUUUUAUCAGUUCAAUCCAAACUAAACUGAUAUUGUAGAUAGCAUUGUGGCUAAUGUGUUCAACACUCAAUUUAAUGACAUUAUUGCUUACAGCUUUCCAAGAGAAAAUAGAAUGAAUGAAAUUCUUAAUACAAUAAUUGCGACAACAUAGAUAAUUCACUCAGAUUAACUCCUCAUAAAAUCAAAGUAAUUCCUAAACAGCAUAGGUGCAACAAUAAAGAGUAAGGAAGCGAGAAAUCAAUAAAGUACCAAAUCUAUUCUAUUGAUAGGCAGAUCAAUGUCUGGAAAAACUGAAUUAAUCUAAUUAGUGGCCAAGGCUUUCUAUAAAUUUACUAAGAAGCAUUUCAACAUUCACAGAUUUAAUGUGGAUUCCUAAAACCUAGACCAAUUCUAUGGAUAUCAUGAUACAAAGUAACAAUGGUAAGAGGGACUCUUACCUUCACUAAUACUUAAAUGUCUAACAAAACUUUCAGAGGAACAAUAGAAAUUCCUAAAUGAAGAUAACUAUAAAUCAAUAUUCAUAGGAGAUAGAAGUGUUGAUAUUCUCAAAGCAAGCACUAAUAUCAAUGAGUUGAAACCAACCAAGAAGUUAGAAUCUUUCUUUAAGAAUACAUAAUUGAAAAGCUAACAUACUCAAAAGAAGGCUGUAAAGAAAAGCAAGAAUAUAGAUUUUUCUCUCCUCGAAAAGGACCUAAUUAAAAGGAGUCUAUUUGCUACUCAAAGAGAUUGGAUAUUAUUAGAUGGCUAGGUGAAAGAAAAUUUCCAUAAUUCAAUACAAAUCAAUUGGUUUGAAAGGUUUUUGACACUAACUGAGAGAGAAUCAGAAUUUCUUUGCCAAUCAAAUGGCGACAGCAUUCAUUCAGUUAAUUCGGAACUAAAGUAUAUAAUAGAGACUCAAACCAUAUACCAUAUCUCACCAGCAAUAAUGAAUAGAUGCCAGAUUAUUUACAUUGACAAGGAUAUAAUAGAUGACAUAACACUUUUUAGCAAAUACAUACUAAGUGAAAAAUUUCCAGCAUAUUUCAAGCCUCAUGCAUCAAUGAUGUUGAGACUAUUCAAUAGAAUCUUUAAGCCUUUCCUUGAGUUUCUCAGAGAGCAUGAGCAAUUCCUACUUUUCUAAGUAAGAUAGCAAAAGAUGAUAGUCUCAGAUAUGAUGGUGAUAACUGAAGUCAUGAUAGAUGAACUACUUAAAGCUCUUAUUUGCAAUAAAAGAAUAGACAUAGACAGAUUAGAAGAUGAAUUCCUUAAGAAUGAAAAUGAUUCUUAAAGAGACAAAGAAAAAAGUCUAUACUCAGUGAUCUCAAACUUAAAUUUGUUUGACAAAUUCCAGAUCAAGUAUUCAAUGAGAAGCAAGAAGAAUUAGGAGUUCGAGCAAACAAAGCUCACUCAUGAGUAAGAGUUGGCUUGUCUUCAAUCAGCAUUUAUGGAAUCAAUGAAAUUUGUUAUUUCCAAUUACAUUAGUCCCGGAUUUCAUAGUUAAGUAGCUAUUUACCUUAAAACGGCAAUAAAAACAUUGAUAUCUGAUGGUAAAAUUGAUGAUAAAUUUGCUUUUGGAUUUAUAGAUGUUCUUAAUGCUUUUGAUUCAAAGGAUCACUAAUAAGAAUCAUUCUUUAUGAAUUAAUACUUUGACUAUUCAUCAUUGAUUUGGCAAUCAUUCGAUAUCUUCAACCCUUUCUUAAAAUACUGCACACAUUCGGGCGAAUAUCAAAAAGGUAGAAGAAGAUUUUCUAUAUCAGAGGAAUACAGACUCAACUCUUAGUACAGAGAAACUAAAAAUCAUAUUUUGACCUAGAAUGAGAUUGAUCGAAAAGUAAAUCAGAAAUUUGAUGCCUGUGAUGAAUUAGAGUUCCUAUACUUCGAUAAGUCAUCUAUGAUUAGAAGAAAUAAUUAUUAUUACAGGCUUUUGCAGUCUCAUCAUAAGAGUAUAAUGGUAAUGGGACCAAUUUAAAGUGGUAAAACAUCAAUGAUCCGCAAUAAAAUCUAGAGUGAUAUGAAGUUUAGAGACUUUAGACUGUCUAACAUUUCAAGAUAUAUACCAUACGUCAUGAAUCCUCUGACAAAGGUAACAGAUUUAAAGAGAAUAGUAGAAAGCAAUAUGGAAGUCUAAAGAGCAGGAGUGUAUGUUCCACCCUCAAAAUAGCAUACCUAUUUAUUCAUCGAUGACUUGAAUAUGUCUAAUAUACACCCAGAUAAGGACUCAUCUUCACCUUUGGAAUUACUGAGAGAAUACUUUGAGCUUGGAGGCUGGUAUUCAAAAAAUUAGUAGAGAUUUAAUUAUGUGCAGUAGAUGCAUAUAAUAAUCAGCUACACUUUAGGAAAAAGAGGAGAUAGGUAUUUGAUUAAGUCAUUUAAUGAGAGAAUUAUGAGACAUUUUGUAAAGCUAUAGAUUCAAUCGAUUAACAAAUUCGAGAUGGGUAAUAUUUUCAUGUAGUAUGUUGAUAAGGCUUUUGACUAAAAACAUGAUAAAAAUUUAUAUGAAAUAUCUAAAAAGGUAAUGGAUACGCUGUCAGUAUUUAUGUUUAAGAAUUAUGAAAAGUUUUAUUGUGAUACUAAGGCUUUUGGAAUUAAUCUAUCUAUUCAGAGUACAGUAACAUGUAUUAGAAAAUUCGUUUAGAUAGACUAUUCAAAGAUAAAAUCAGAUAAAUAAGCUAUCCUUAAGACAUGGUUUGAUCUAAUUAAACGUUAAUAUCUAUAUUAAUUCCCUCUUAUUUUCCAAAGUGUCCAAGAACAAAAACAGUUCAAUGACAAGAUAUUUGACAAUAGAUAUAGUAAUAAUGCUGAUUUUUAGCAAAAGGAUAAUGACAGUUCAUUUAAUACAGAUCUAGACAAGGGAGAUGAUAAGUCUAUUAUACUGUCUUCGUCUGAAGAAGAAAGCGAUUAAUCUAAUACCUCUCAUCUAAGAAUCAAGAUUAAAAAGAGCAAUCAUAAGAAAAAGAAAUCAAGUGAUCUUUCAAGUAACAAUUUUUCUGAUAGAGAAGAUAUGUCUGAGGAUGAAUCAUCAAGUAAAUUUAGCAAGAAGGGUCGAAUGAACUUCAAACUGCAAUCAUUUAAUAACAAAGUCAGAUAAUACAUUCUUAAGAUCAGCACACUCCUCUAUGGUAUAGCUCAGGAUUUUAUGGAAGAAAAAUCUCCAACUAAAUCUCCAAGAGGUAACAAGAACUUCUAGCCUCCUGUUCAUAGCGGAAUCGUCAAUUCAUAGGCUUCUAAGAACAAAGAUAUAGAACUAAUGCUAAUGAAGUAGCAGUUUAUAGUAAAUAAUGAUAUUUUCGAGAGAUUGGAUGAACAACCAAAGAACUAUGAAUAUGACAUUUAAAUAAUGGAGGAGGAUCACUUCAAACUUAUAAACAGAGAAAUGAGAAAUCAGUUUAAGAAGUUUAUCUUUUAGGAUGACUGCAGUUUCAAGCAUGAAUUUCUAAGGAUGGAUAAUGCUCUAUAUGAUAAGAUGGUCAAAACUUGUCUAGACUUGAUGAGAUAAUUAGAAGAGCUAUAGGGGCAUGUGGUUCUCAAAGCUAAUUACGAGGUAGAUUCUAGUUUCCUAGUUUUCAUUUGCAGAGUGUGCGCUUAGUUCCUUAGAUAUACGCCCUAUUUUAUCAAUCUUUCCUCUCCAGAGUUUUCAUUCAGUGAAUUUAUCAGAGACUUCAACAGUAAGCUGGAGGAAAAUGUUUUUAGAAAGAAGACUAAGAUGAUUUUAAUUGUCGAAAUGGAAAACUACAAUUUAAACCAUCAAUUAAAUGAUGAGCAUAGAUAGGAAUCUAUUGCCAAUUUCCUCUAUUUCUUGUAAGCAUUGGCUACUGGUUCUAGGUUCUAGAAUUUGUUGAAUUAUCAGGAAAUGAAAAUCAAUCUUGAUAAGAUUAGGUUAAGAGAGUAUACCCAAUAAACCUACGACUUUGAUAAUUUUAAUGAGGAAUAAAUUCUAUAUUGUCUGAAUUCAGACAUUACAAGGAAUAUCAAAAUCAUAUUCACGUCAAAUCACUCAAGAGGUUCCUUUAUGAUAGACUAAAUAUUAAUGCAUUAGUUUAGAAUCAAUGAUGAUAACUAAGACAAUCUCUCUUUAGAGACACUAGGUUACUUAGCAAACUAUUGCAAAGAUCUAUUCUUAAUGACAAGAGUGAUCCAUGUAGACUUUAUGCAUUAUCUGGAGGAGAAUAUGAUCUUCAUCCAAUAGAGCAAUUCAUCACAGUUUAAGAAGAAAAAGGAGUCAAAUUUCAAAAAUCACCACAAUGAAAUUAAGAAAAAUAAAAAUAUCCUCGGCCAGCCAGAAAAAGUCAAUAUUUAGUAUUUCAGAAACCCAUUCAAGUUAAAUGAACAAAAGUAUGAUAGAAUUAUAGAUUCAGCCUAUGUUACGGCUAGAAAGAUUUAGAACAUAGUAAAUGAUAUAUAAUAAUGGGAGAUAGAUUCAAGCUUAGAAUAAGAUAAAUAGCAGGUUUACUACCUGUUUGAGAAAUUAAUGACUAGAUACUAUAGAAAGCAUUAUCAAAGAAAAAGAAACAUUCUGGACUAUCUGGUGAAAUUCAAAAAUCUCACUGACGAAAUUAAAAAAAUAAAGGAGGAAACGAAGGAGUAAAAGGACAAGAUGCAUAAGAACAGAGAAGAUCGCAAUGAAAGUAAUAGAACCAUUGAAGAUAAUAAAAAGUAAAUUGAGUAUAACAAAAAGAAAUCAACUGAUUUGAUGAAGAAAAGUACUGAUAGAUUGAACUCACUAUUUAAAGAGAGGAAAUUCAAGAUGAUGGAUCUUGAGCAUUUAGAAAGCAAAUUUUCAGAAGAAUAUGAAUUCUUGAAAAAAACUACAGAAUCUGAAUAUGAUGAGUUUCUACAGAAUUUAAGAACUGGAAAAGCUCCUUAGCUUAUAGUUUCUCAGCAUUUGGCAUUGAUGUUUAUACUGAUGUUUGGAACUGAGAAAAUGAAAAGAAAGCCAAAUGUUAAAAUGGAGAAAGUAGCACCAAAGUUCUACUUGCAGAAGUAUUCUUAUUAGAAAUUCAUUGAAGAUUUGGGGGUAUUUUCACUAUAAAAGAAGUUUGCCUCAGAGAAUAUUUUUAAACUCUAACAACUAUAUGAAUAGGCUUCUGAAUUGAUAUCAAAUCAUGGGAAGGUGAUUACUAAGUUUUAGAAAUUGAGUCUAUCCUGGUUUGUGAAUGCAAUUAAUUACUCAAAGAUGAAAGCAUAAUUAGAUGAAAUUCAAAUAGAUUUUGAGAGAGAUCUAAUGGAAGCUGAAGAUUAAAGGUCAAGAGCUAUCAAUCUCAUAGCUAUAAAUUAGUAAAGAUCUGAUGAAAUUAAGAUUUUGGAUAAGUUUUCUAAAAAACUCGAGAAAAAGAUUAGAAAGAUUACUUCGUCAAUUCAAAGUCUUAAAGAUAUAGGCAAAUAGUUGAAAGAUAUUAAAAGAGAUCUGGCUAGCUAUGUAAAGAAAUGGAAAGUAUAUGUAGUUGAUCAAGCUGCUCCAUUUGAUAUGACUGAAGGGAACAUGCUUUAUAUUGCUCUUUACUUUGUAUUUGUAAUGAAAUUCCCAUCAGUCGUUAGUUCGUAUCUAAGAGACUACAUACUAAAUCUAAUGCUAGAAUGGGAUCUCAAGUUUAAUAUCUAAAAUGCAAUAUUCUAAUUUGUCAAUUUAGAGACUAAAAAUUUCUAGGAAGAAUGCUCGCUUUAUGGUAUUGAAGAAAAUCAGAGACUUUAUGAGAAUCUGGCUUUGAUUAAAUUAGUCAAUAAAUUUAAACUUCCGUUCCCUUUCAUUUAUGACCCACUUGGCAUUGCUUUCAAAUACAUUACAAAUCUUGAAGCUCCUCAUUAAAUAGAAACUGAAAUGAUAACUAUUAUUGAAGCUGAUGACUUAGACGAGAGUAACUUAAAAAAUAAUGAGAAUAGAGUAUUCCAGUAUUACUAGGAAAGGUACACUAAGAAUGAAACUACUUUCGAAAAAUUGGUGAGGUGUAUGGAAAAUGGAACGCCAAUUAUAUUAAAAGAUGUAGAUGUAAAGGCUUUGAAAUUGGUAGACUCAUUAAUACAAUGGAGAUAUAAGAACUAUCUGAGAGAUAUAAGAGGUAGAUACUAUGGUAAAGAGAAUGAUAAAGAUUUUGACUCUAAAUCAAACAUCGAUCUAGAUCAAUCACAUCAGUCUAAUCAGCCAGACUCAGUAAGUGAAAAGGAAAGUGCUUUUUCUUAAAGAAUACUAUCAGAUAAUUUUGAAAGGCCAAUGUCAAAUAAUGGAACCACAUAACCAAUACCAGAUGAAGAAGAAGAAUAGGAUAUUGAUACCAUCCAUUUUAACAAGGCAUUUGUAACUAUUAAAAAGUCAUUUAGGCUAUAUCUAGUCUUUUCAAGCAAAAACUUCUAGAAUAUUGAGAACUAUUACAGGCAGAGAACUACUUUCGUUAAUCUUGCAGUAGAAGACGAUUAAGAUCUGAUGAAAGAUAUUGUGUUAGACAUCUUAAUGCAAUAGUUCUAGUUUGAACCAUACAUUAUCAGUUAUUUGCUCAAAGGUCAUAAUUUUAGAAUAUAGCGAGAACAGCUGAAAAGAGAGAAGAUAUUCUUGAGAUAUUUCAAGAGGAAUGAGUUUAAUUUCAGAGAUUAAGAGACUAUCAACACAAUCAAAAAUCUAAUCAAAUCUUUGAAAGAGAUUUAGCAACAAAAGCUAAAAUUCGUUCUUGAAAAUCAGUAUUUGAAAAAGUAUAAAGCUCUAUUUGAGAAGGUUUAAAAAGAGAUAGAAGAAGAGGAACAAAAAGAAGAAAACGCUAUAAAAGAAAAUAAGCAUAAUAGACCAGCUUCAGGCGAGCUAAAAAAAUAAUAGCCAAGCAAAAUUACCAGAAAAGGCAAAAAAUCAGUGCAUAGAGCUACAAGUUUCGAUUAAGAUAAUCUACUUUAGUUCUAUUUAAAAAGUCCAAGUCAAGUUUAGAACAAAGCUGCUUUUGAGAAGCUAUACAAAGAGAUAUUAGAUUCAAACAACAAGUAAAAAAUUGACUUUAGGUAGAAGAUUAUGUUUGCAACUGAGCCAGUCUAUAUCCUCUGGAAGACAACUUAAGAUGUUAGAGCCUCUCUAGGUAAUUUAUAUAACUUCACUGACAACUACUUCAAACUAUUGAUAAAAUAAACUGCAUAGGAGUUAUACCAAUUAUCAGUUACAUUCUCUAAUAGCUCAUCAAAAAGGGAUUUGUCUAAUAUCACAGAAAAUCUGGUACUCAGAAUCAUGCAUAAACUAAUAAGUGGGUUAAGGAAGGACCAUAAAGUUAUUUUCAUGUUUAUAUUCUCUGUAAAACUACUACAAAAUGAACAUGAGGCUGUUCAAAGCUGUAAAAAAUCUAUUUUGGACAAGAUUGACUUUUUAUUCAAUGGUCUCUAGAUAUAUCAGGGAGACUUGCUAGCAAUUAAUUAUGAGCAAAAGGAUUUCUAUAGAGAUCCUAAAUGGGAUUAUACAAAGCACAGACUUUAGGACUACUAUCAAACUAUUGAAGGAAAAAUAUUGCCAUUGGUAACAAAUAAAGAUAUACUAAGAGCCUAGCCAGUUUUAAAGGCAUAAAACCUUAGCUACAUUUUAGACAAUAUGAUCCCUAGAGAUAAUAUAGAAAUCAUUAGAAACUUGAAAGAAAUCUUAUAACAAAGCCCAGAUGCGCUUGCAUAGAAGUUAAAGAGAAUAGAAACAGGCUCAUAAAAAAUAGUAAAGAGAAUUGGAGGGAAUGUGUACAGAGCAUUCCAAGUAGAAAGCCUCAUAGCAAAGGAAAGAAGAUAGCAAAUCUAUAAGGAUGAAAUGGAUCAUGUAAGACCAGCUAUUAAGAGAAAGGGUUCGGUUGGUAAUAUUGGCAAUGCAUCACUAACUAACAGACCUAUCAGAAUGAAUACAUAAAAAGUAAGCAAGGGCUCUAAUACAUCUUAAAAUCAGUUUUCAAAAACCUAGACUAUACAAAAUGAUAACUUCUCUUUCUCAAAUAUGGUAGUUUAAGUAUAGAAGUUAGAUACUCACAAGCAUCUAUCCUAGCAGGAUAAUUCAAAGACUUCUUAAAUGGCUUAAAAACCCAAUUUAGAGCAAGUUAGAAGAAGAGCUUCAAUCAUUAGAAAAGAGAGUGAUUCAGGAGAAGUUCCUCCAAUGGUAGCAGGUUUAAAGAGAAGAUCAACUAUUACUGAGGGAUUUAACAGAAAUAACUCAAGAAGCACUAACUUAAAGACAUUAGUCCCUGGAUAUCAUUUCGAGGCUAUUUCUUCUCUAAUUUCAAACUUUUUGGAGACUUUCCUUUCACUUGAGAAUGACAUAGUUGCUGAAAAAGAGAAAUGGUUGAACAUGUUCUUCCACACUCCUAGCUCUUAGGAUUUCGACCCAUUUGAUUUUGUUCCAAAAUUGUCAAAGUCUAAAAUGGGAACUCCUAGAGAAAAAUUGAAUCAACAAGACCCAAUAGAUCAGCUUCUCUUGUUGUUUGUAACAAAAAGUGAGACAAUAUCCAAAGCUAUUGAUAACCUUAUCAAGCAUGCUCUUGAUCCAAUCUUUCAUUAUACCCCAAAGCACAUUAUAGAGAUUCAUGCCACACUUGAAUGGUUUAAAAGACCUACUAUAAUUUUUUACAACUUCGGCUCUUCCAGUCCUGUCUAAAGAAUUAUGAAUGCCUCAAAAAAAGCAUUUAGACAGACAAUUAGAAUAUCAUGUGGCAAGUCUAACUUUGAAAUCAUCAAGCUCAAGAUACUGCAAGCCGCUAGAGGUGGAAACUGGCUCAUCAUUGAGAAUCUUUAAAUGCUUCCUGAAUAGCAAAUACUCAAGAUUCUAAAGUUCAUUUAUGAUAGGAUAGUUUAUGUUAGACAGAGCUUCCCUAAUCUGAGAAUAUGGAUAACAUAUUACACAGAGACAUUUUCAAGCGAAGAAUACCGCCCUCUCGACUUAAAACAAUCAUUAUCGACAAAGCUAUUUUAACUGACAAAUGACUGCUUCAAAAUAUUCAUAAAUUCUAAAUAAGGUCUUAAGGAGUAAAUGAUGAGUCUAUAUGAGCCAGAGGUAGGCUACAUACUGCAUAAUUAUGAAGAACAUUUCUACACUGUUUUGAUGCCUAAGGAACCAUCUAACGAAAAAGAGAUUAAAUUCAAACAGAUUUCAGACUAUUGGGAAAGACUUAUUAAAGACAAUGUAGUUGAUGUAAAGCGCAGAGACCUUGUCAAUAGAAAGCCUAAGCAGAAAUUCCUGAAGAGAAUCAACUAGGCUUUAGAAAACGAGAUGCAGCUUAAUUUCAAGUUUAAUAUGCUUAUUGCAAUUCUGGAUGAGAGAAAUUUCUUUGAGAGAGACUAAUAUGUAGAGUUCUUCAAUGAGAGAUUCAACACUACUUCCAAAGAGGAUUUCAUGGCAUUUCAAGAAUAGCUCUGGUUCAUGGUGUACUUUAUCAACAAAGGAAAAAGAGGCUCAAAGGAGUUACUUCAGAAAUAGAUAGAAAACUAUACUGCUGUUAAUGAUUAAAAUACAGGAGUGUUGAGCACAGGCAUUGUUAGGAAUCUGUUUAACUUCAUGGUAAAUAAGGUAGGAGAUUAUACUAUUUCAGCACACAAGAAGCAUUGCUAUUAUCUUUAUGGAGUAAAUUCACAUGAAAAUAGACUUAACACCCAAGAGUUUAAGAGAAAUAUCAAUUUAAUGCCAGAAUAAGAUUAGCUAAGUAUACUAGGAGUUUCUCUAAAUCAAGGACUUGCUAGACUUUAUAUUGAUACAAAAAAUGUAUUAAUGGGGGUUUCAAUUCAUUUUACUAAGGCAAAAUAAUAUUAAAAGCAAGACUAAAAGCUUAGGUACCUAUUUGAGCUAGAUCGUGAUUAGUUGACACUGGAGAAUAGGGAACUUUUACUAAUUGGCUUUAACAAAGAAUUAGACAGCUUCAAUAGCAAGUAGAAUAUUCAUAAGCAAAAGAUCAAUCAGAAAGAAGAUUAUUGCUUUGGAGAUGUUGACAAGAUAGUAGAGCUAUACAUUCAGUGCUUCAAUCAAAGAAACAUCGAUGAGAUAAAUGGAUUUGAAUCAAAGUUAAAUCAUCUUAUAAAGCAAAUGCCAUCAGCUUAGAAAUAUCUUCUUUACAAAGACAGAGAUUAGAAGGGAAUCUAGACACUAAACAAUACAUUAUAAGGUGGUCGCUUGCUUGAAAAAAUAGAGACUAACUAGCAGACUGAGAUCAUAAAUCAAGCAAAGAAAACAACUUUGAAGCUUUAGAAUGAAAUGAUAAAUGUUGAACUUAUCAAGGAUUUGAUGUCUGAAAAUUAAUCACCAGGCUCUAAACUUAAGGGUUAUUAGAGAAAUGCUGUGAUGUCACCAUAAAACGCCUCAAAAUUUAGAUAAGAAAAACUUAAGCAAUAGUAAAAGGGAGAGCUCUCAUUGCUAAGAAAGCUUUACUAUGAUACAGUCUAGUCAAAAGAGUAAUAGAAUGAGAGAGUUUACAUAAUAAUUAACUUUGUAAAUGAGCUUCUUCCAAAAACACUUGAGUAUCCUUAGUUUAGCAUUAAACUCGCUAAAAAUGCAGCUUCUUUAGACGAGGAACAAAGUGCAGAUGAAGAGGAAGAGAAAUUAGCAAAAGAACUUAUUACUGCGUAACAGUCACCUACUAUUUCUCCAACAAAGGAGGAAUAGAAAAAGAUGAGUCCAUAAUCAUUGAGAGAAUCUAGAAGAAAAUCAAAUGUUAUACCUAGUCUCUAAAUUAAUUUGCCAGGUAAGACUUUGGAAUAGAAAAGACCUACUAGACUAGAGCCUAAACUAACUGUUUAGACUGCUAAUAGAAAUUUCUCUAGUAAUCUGGCACCCUAAACUCCUUAAAUGAACAAAGAACUCACAUCCCCCGCCUCACCUAAUGUGGUUAAAUUCAGAAACUUCACUUUAUCAAAUCCUAAAGAAGUGCAAACACCAACCUCAGCUAGGUAGAGAUCAAUCACUUAAGCCCUUUCUCAAUUCGACUAUCAAUUUAAGUACAAGAACUUCUCGGGCAAGAAUGAGUAGAUUUUCAGGAAUUUCUACUUUGCAGAGCUGAUUCAAAUGAACAAGAUCAUAAAAAAGAUAAAUAAGGAACUUUCAAUACUAAAGAAUUAUCUCUAAGGAAUUAGAAUUAAAAGUCUUGACAUCAAAGAUUUAGAUUUAUAUGAAUGCUUGCUAAACAAUGAAGUGCCUGGCUCCUGGCUUAAAAGUGGCUUUUUCUGCAAGAUAAAGAUCACUUUAGUUGAAUGGCUAGAACUGCUUACUUCCAAGUAUGCGUAUCUGGAGAGAUGGGCUAUUGAAUCAAAAGGUAAUCCACCCCCAGUUCUAAAGCUAGCAAUAGUCAUGAAUCCAUUUAAUCUAAUGCAGUAAAUGCUAGCUGACUACGCCAAUUGCUAUUCUGUUUCUUACAAUAUUCUCGGCCUCAUCAUGUAUUUGCCUAAAAAUCAACCUGCGAAUCAGCAAUAAAGUAGAGGUAUAUAUUUAGAAGGAAUUACUUUAAGAAAUGGACAUAUCAAUUUUAAAACAGGAGAGCUAGAGAGAGCAAUGACGAGAGAGUUCGAAUAAGAACUUCCUGUGAUUAAAAUGAGGGUUUCUUGCAUUAGAAGGCAUAACUGGGAUGCUGUAGAAUCUGUUCCAAUUGUAAUUAGGGGAAGUGAAGGAAAGGGAGUUUAGAGAUUCGGUAGAGAAGUUUAGUUAUAAGCUUAAUUUUAAAAUUAAGGAACUAAUCAUGCCCAAUCUAUACUUUUGAUGAUGGAGAAACUAUAAGAGGAUUAAGUGGUACCUUUGGAGCCGGCUUCACCUUUCAAGCCAAGAGGUAGCUUUUUAAAAGUUAGAAUAAAGGAUCUGAUAACUGAUGUUGCAGAUAAGGAAAGUACUACCAAUCACGAAGAGAAUCAAAUUUCUCUCCAAUUCCAUAAGAUAAACUCAACUCCUGCCCACAUGAUACAAUCACCAAUGCUUAAGUCAAGUUUAAGGUCAAGUCAACUUCAAGUCAUUUCACAUAAAGCUACAACCAAAACAAAUUAUCAAACAUUAAACACACAAGGACCUAAACUAAAAGGCAGAGGAAUUAAAUCAAGCUUUAAGUCUUAAGAUUAAAAACAUAAUCUGUUAAAAUCCUAAUCUGAUAAGCACAAGAGUGAUAUACUAUAGAUAAGUAAAAUUCAAAGUGGAGGUGCUGGACUGCUUCAGCUUCAUGAGAUAGAGAGUGAAUCAAGCUUUGAUAGUGAUAAUUAAGAUUUAGCUGAGAAGAAAGGUGACAAGACAGCUCCAAAUCAACAGCACGCUAGUUAAAUUAACCUAUUGGAUGAUUUCAAUUUAUAAUUCAAGUAGAGCAACAUAGUAUCAAGCAGUGAUAAUUUACUAACUAGAUUGCAAUCCCGAGUUGACCAAGUAAGUGAAGAUGUGGAUAACUAUUUCCAAAAGGUUUUCUUUGACUUAAGAAAUGAGAACAAAUUUAAAGAAAAUGAUGGCUUAAUUGAUCCACCUCCUCCUAAGCUAGAAUUUGAAGACAACAAACCUGAACGCAAAUAAGUAAAGAUGUUUGAUGAACUGCCAGAAGACUCAAUCCUUAGAUAUGAGAUUGUAUGCCCCUUGAUUGGCUAAAUUUAGUCAAAUAAUUUGUUCAAGAUCAAGUAUCAUUUCAGAUUCAGAUCAAGAUACCCACAAAGCUACUGGAACAGCGUUGGCUUAAUUGCCUAUUUCAACAAUAUUAAAACUUUAUGA